GCAACAAGGGCCCGAAUUGCAUACAAAAUUUAUGAAUAAAGCAUUUAAUUUGUAUUUAUAUACCAAAAUCGUUGUGUUUGUACCCGUAUAAUUGAUGAGGGGUUCAAUAUGGAGCUUAACCCUGAAAAACUUGGUCGGCUUCGGACGAUGUUUUUGUUUUGUCCUCAAGUUGCCAUGGUAGCGACCUAAUGGACUUGUUGUUUGGCUUACCAUGCGAUACACAUAUGUAAACUGCAAUUAAUUUAGAUUUCUUUAGCGGUCCCUAGGUAAUUUCAGAAAUUUGUAUGCACUUGCAAUGGGUUAAUAUAUUGUACAUACCUACUGUUUGACUGUAUAUACGCAAACAAAUUAAAAAGACCCUAAUACUCCCAUGAGUCCAUAUUUCCGCCUAUUAUAACUCCUUUGUUGAAUGUCAAUUGAUACAUUAAUUUGGUAGUGCUACUAAUUAUACUGCAUUAAUGACUUCCAAAAACAAAACUAACCAUAGUUUGGUUUACUCAAAAGAGCAGUCAUGUGCUGUUUACUCGAAUACAUUUUCAAAAUUUUUGUCUUCACCUUCGGGGUUUUUAUGAAUUUUGUCGUAACAUUUUUAUUAUUAAUGUCAAAAUUUGUAUUGGCUAACAAAAUAUAAUUUAAACUUUUUGAAUCAGUACGUAUUACCGGAAUUGAGCAUUGCUAUUUUUUGUGGACUGUGCAUAGCUGUUGCGGAACUUUAAUGAUCGUAAUCAAGUUUAAGGAUCUAUGUUAUCUGCAUUGGUGGCUUCUAAUGACGUCGUUCUAUAUAUUAGGUGGCCUCAUUCUUCACUUGGUUCUAUUGGGUUUCCACAGCGACGAAUUCGGUACCACUGAGGAAGUCCAAAACUACUUCGGUCUGGGUAUAUAAAGCUUGAUA
This is a messenger RNA of Drosophila subpulchrella, 892 nucleotides long. RefSeq lists its product as uncharacterized. The record is from RefSeq and is a predicted model, not a curated record. Lineage: Eukaryota; Metazoa; Arthropoda; Insecta; Diptera; Drosophilidae. The transcript is spliced from 3 exons.